Chrysochloris asiatica (Cape golden mole) is the source of this 998-nucleotide messenger RNA. RefSeq names its product GABA(A) receptor-associated protein-like 2 (gene GABARAPL2). Lineage: Eukaryota; Metazoa; Chordata; Mammalia; Afrosoricida; Chrysochloridae. The record is from RefSeq and is a predicted model, not a curated record. The transcript has 4 exons. Gene Ontology annotation, biological process: autophagosome assembly; autophagy of mitochondrion; macroautophagy. Gene Ontology annotation, cellular component: autophagosome membrane; cytosol; autophagosome. Gene Ontology annotation, molecular function: ubiquitin protein ligase binding. Bases 124 to 477 code for a protein of 117 amino acids.
CCGGAAGUCCCGCCCAAUUGUAGUCGCCGCCGCAGCCGCCGCCGCCGUCGUUUUUGUUGUUGUGGUCGGUGCGCUGAACUCCUCGGCUCAGAGAGCCGUGUCCGUCCCCUUCUCGCCGCCGCCAUGAAGUGGAUGUUCAAGGAGGACCACUCGUUGGAACACAGAUGCGUGGAAUCCGCGAAAAUCCGCGCGAAAUACCCCGACCGGGUUCCGGUGAUCGUGGAAAAAGUCUCUGGCUCUCAGAUUGUUGACAUUGACAAACGGAAGUACCUGGUUCCAUCUGACAUCACUGUGGCUCAGUUCAUGUGGAUCAUCAGGAAAAGGAUCCAGCUUCCUUCUGAAAAGGCGAUCUUCCUCUUUGUGGACAAGACAGUCCCACAGUCCAGCCUCACUAUGGGACAGCUUUACGAGAAGGAAAAAGAUGAAGAUGGAUUCUUGUAUGUGGCCUACAGCGGAGAGAACACUUUUGGCUUCUGAAGGCCAGCGCUGGGCUAGGUGCACUGUUCCUGUUUGUGUAUCUUGUAAAUAGCCGGCCGUUUUCAGUUUACUUCAGACCCCUCUUGACAUAGACCUAUUAGUGCAUUUGUAACUGGAUUUAUUUCUUAUUCUACUGGAAGGGUUUGUUUCCUUAGACUAGUAAAUGAUCACACAGAGUUUUAUUUGGAUGUUUUCAUUCUGUGCAUUGUGCUCAUGGCUCUGCUCCCAGGGAAGCUGUUCUUCUGGGCAGCCUACUUAAUGAAGACAUGUUCCCAUUGAAGUGAGUGGGGCAGGUGGGGACUGAAGUGGAAAGGAGGGAGAUGAUAACGCUCGUUCUGGAUUAUGUUUGAAGUGUUAGAUGGCUAAGUAUUAAAAGCAUCCAAAUUAAAUCCUUAGCAAUCAGAACACUUGCUUCCCUAGAUUUCUGCCAACUGCCAAUCAUGUUGGACUGAGCUAAUCUGUUUUUCUUUCUGAAACUAUGAAGGUAAAUAUUAACAAUAAAACUUCCUCUUGUAAAGGCA